Molecule: messenger RNA, 3004 nt
Organism: Arabidopsis thaliana (thale cress)
Lineage: Eukaryota; Viridiplantae; Streptophyta; Magnoliopsida; Brassicales; Brassicaceae
Product: Disease resistance protein (CC-NBS-LRR class) family
Exons: 5
Coding region: 75-2798 (907 amino acids)
Biological process (GO): response to other organism; defense response
Molecular function (GO): ADP binding
Source: RefSeq, marked reviewed
CUGAAUUAAGCAUCCCUGUUUCUCCUAAAGAGCGACAACAGAAGAGUUCCUCGACGCCAUCAAGAGGAGCAACUAUGGCUGGAGAACUUGUGUCGUUUGGAAUAAAAAAGCUUUGGGACCUACUGAGUCAAGAAUGCGAGCAAUUUCAGGGAGUUGAAGAUCAAGUUACUGGACUAAAACGUGAUCUAAACUUGUUAAGCUCUUUUCUAAAAGAUGCAGAUGCAAAGAAACAUACAACUGCGGUGGUGAGAAAUGUUGUCGAAGAAAUAAAGGAAAUUGUUUACGACGCAGAAGAUAUAAUUGAAACAUAUCUUCUUAAAGAAAAACUUUGGAAAACAAGUGGAAUCAAGAUGCGUAUCAGAAGACAUGCUUGCAUUAUUUCAGAUCGUAGGAGAAAUGCAUUAGAUGUUGGAGGCAUACGUACGAGGAUCUCGGAUGUGAUCCGAGAUAUGCAGAGUUUUGGAGUGCAACAAGCUAUCGUUGAUGGUGGUUAUAUGCAACCUCAAGGUGAUAGACAAAGGGAGAUGCGACAAACGUUUUCUAAGGACUACGAAAGCGAUUUUGUGGGGUUGGAGGUAAAUGUUAAGAAACUGGUUGGAUAUUUGGUGGACGAAGAAAACGUUCAAGUGGUUUCCAUAACCGGGAUGGGUGGUCUAGGUAAAACCACACUUGCUAGACAGGUUUUUAACCAUGAGGAUGUUAAACAUCAGUUUGAUAGACUCGCAUGGGUGUGUGUCUCACAAGAGUUUACUCGGAAGAAUGUAUGGCAAAUGAUCUUGCAGAAUCUAACCUCUAGAGAAAAGAAAGAUGAAAUCUUGCAAAUGGAAGAAGCUGAACUCCAUGAUAAACUCUUUCAGCUAUUGGAGACAUCUAAAUCAUUAAUUGUCUUUGAUGACAUAUGGAAAGACGAAGAUUGGGACCUAAUAAAGCCAAUAUUUCCACCCAAUAAAGGUUGGAAGGUGCUUCUUACUUCUCAAAAUGAGAGUGUCGCGGUACGUGGGGAUAUAAAAUAUCUCAACUUUAAACCAGAAUGCCUAGCCAUUGAGGAUAGUUGGACACUUUUCCAAAGAAUAGCAUUUCCAAAGAAAGAUGCAUCUGAAUCUAAGGUUGACGAGGAAAUGGAAGAUAUGGGUAAGCAAAUGUUAAAACAUUGUGGAGGGCUACCAUUAGCCAUCAAAGUGUUAGGAGGUUUGUUAGCUGCAAAGUACACAAUGCAUGAUUGGGAAAGACUAUCCGUAAAUAUCGGAUCUGAUAUCGUGGGAAGAACCAGCAGUAACAACAGUUCAAUAUACCAUGUAUUGUCUAUGAGCUUUGAGGAGUUGCCUAGUUAUUUGAAACAUUGUUUCCUCUACCUGGCCCAUUUUCCAGAAGAUCAUAAGAUUAACGUGGAGAAAUUGUCUUAUUGUUGGGCUGCAGAAGGAAUAUCCACCGCCGAAGAUUAUCACAAUGGAGAGACCAUUCAAGAUGUUGGACAGAGCUACCUAGAGGAGUUAGUGAGGAGGAAUAUGAUAAUUUGGGAAAGAGAUGCUACUGCUUCGAGAUUUGGAACUUGUCAUUUGCAUGACAUGAUGAGAGAAGUUUGUUUGUUUAAAGCCAAGGAAGAAAACUUCCUACAAAUUGCUGUAAAAAGUGUAGGUGUAACCAGCUCCUCGACCGGAAACUCUCAAUCUCCUUGUAGAUCUCGCAGGCUUGUCUACCAAUGUCCAACUACAUUACAUGUUGAGAGAGAUAUAAACAAUCCAAAACUUAGAUCUCUCGUGGUUCUCUGGCAUGAUUUAUGGGUAGAAAAUUGGAAGCUAUUAGGUACAAGCUUUACAAGGUUAAAACUUCUGAGAGUGUUAGAUCUCUUUUAUGUAGAUUUUGAAGGAAUGAAGUUACCUUUUGGCAUUGGAAACCUCAUCCACUUACGAUACUUGAGCUUACAAGAUGCUAAGGUAUCUCAUCUACCUUCUUCUCUAGGAAACCUAAUGUUACUGAUCUAUCUAAAUUUAGAUGUCGAUACGGAAUUUAUAUUCGUGCCGGAUGUCUUCAUGAGGAUGCAUGAAUUGAGAUACCUUAAACUACCGUUACAUAUGCACAAGAAGACAAGGUUGAGUUUGAGAAAUCUAGUAAAGUUGGAGACCUUGGUUUAUUUCUCAACAUGGCAUAGUAGCUCAAAGGAUCUAUGUGGUAUGACCAGAUUGAUGACUCUUGCUAUCAGAUUAACUCGUGUGACGAGUACAGAAACUCUAUCGGCAUCAAUAAGUGGACUGAGAAACCUUGAAUAUCUUUAUAUUGUGGGUACUCACUCUAAAAAAAUGAGAGAAGAGGGUAUUGUACUGGAUUUCAUUCAUCUCAAACAUCUAUUGUUGGAUUUAUAUAUGCCAAGGCAACAACACUUCCCUUCUCGACUAACAUUCGUAAAGCUAAGUGAGUGUGGCUUGGAGGAGGAUCCAAUGCCUAUUCUAGAGAAGCUGCUUCACUUGAAAGGUGUUAUUUUAUUGAAAGGCUCUUACUGUGGGAGGAGGAUGGUUUGCUCGGGUGGCGGGUUUCCUCAGUUGAAGAAGCUUGAAAUAGUUGGACUAAAUAAGUGGGAAGAGUGGCUAGUAGAAGAAGGCUCCAUGCCACUUCUUGAAACUCUGAGUAUUUUGGAUUGUGAAGAGUUAAAGGAGAUUCCUGAUGGGCUGAGAUUCAUCUAUUCUUUAGAGCUUGUGAUGUUGGGCACCAGAUGGAAGAAGAAAUUUUCUGUAGGAGGAGAAGAUUAUUACAAAGUACAACACAUUCCUUCCGUUGAAUUCAUAGGAGGCUACCUCAAAUGAGGCUCUUACAGAGAAUGUACCAGACGAACCUCUUCUCAAGCAAAUCUCAGAUCAAGUUGGUCAUAUGCCCCAUCUAUCCAUAAUAAACUCUUUGCAUUGUUUUUUUGAUGUCUUUUGUUGUAUAAUCAGACAUAACGAUUUCUGUUGGAGUAUCAUGACUGAAGAACGAAACUACUUAGCGCUUCAUAUCACAAUUUGCUUUUUUA